This is a messenger RNA of Malaya genurostris, 1486 nucleotides long. RefSeq lists its product as uncharacterized. Gene Ontology annotation, cellular component: cytoplasmic exosome (RNase complex); nuclear exosome (RNase complex). The record is from RefSeq and is a predicted model, not a curated record. NCBI's taxonomy places the organism in Eukaryota, Metazoa, Arthropoda, Insecta, Diptera, Culicidae. The transcript has 2 exons. Gene Ontology annotation, biological process: TRAMP-dependent tRNA surveillance pathway; U4 snRNA 3'-end processing; nuclear polyadenylation-dependent rRNA catabolic process. Bases 91 to 1431 code for a protein of 446 amino acids.
UUGAAAACAAACAGAAUCCUCGUGAGUAGGUCAAUAACUUUGCGCAAUUAUUACUUGCAAAAGUUUUGUUGUUAAAAGAAUAUUUCAAAUAUGAAAGAACGUUUGAUAUCUAUUAGUGAAAAAACUUUUGUUCAAAAAGCUGUGCUCGAGUCAACGCGCGUGGAUGGCCGUUCCCUGGAUGAAUUCCGCAAAUUGCGAAUUAAUUUUGGCUCUGAAUGGGGAAGCGUACAUGUGUCAUUGGGAGAGACCCGGGUGUUGGCACAAGUCAGCUGCGAGGUGGUGACUCCCAGGGCAACCCGGCCCAACGAAGGAACUCUCUUCAUCAAUGUAGAAAUGGGUCCGAUGGCAGCCGCCCAUUUCGAAACCGGUCGCCAGUCCGAGGCUGGUGUACAGCUAAACAGAAUUUUAGAACGAGCCAUCAAAGACUCCGGCUGUGUCGAUUUGGAGUCUCUUUGCUUGGUCGCUGAUGAAAAAGUGUGGAAUCUGAGGGUGGACAUAAAUGUGCUGAACCACGAGGGGAACGUGAUCGAUUGUGCCUCGAUUGCAGCAUUGACAGCUCUGGCACACUUCAAACGACCUGAUGUGAGUCUGAACGGUGAGGAGGUUGUUAUUCAUACGAUCUACGAACGAGAUCCUAUUCCUAUCGGAAUUAAUCAUUUUCCGAUCUGUGUUAGCUAUGGCAUUUUCAACAAAGGAAAACUGGCUAUCGCCGAUCCAAACUACCUGGAAGAGCGUGUUGCCGAAGCUAAAAUCGUUUUUGGUAUGAACUCAUACGGUGAACUGUGCGGAAUACACUUGGGUGGCAUCACGCUAACCAGCUCGGAUGUAUUGCUGAGAACUGCGGCGAAGUCUGCCAAGCGGGCUAGAACUAUUGUUCAAAAGAUCAAGGACGUCAUUCAGGAAGAUGCCGAUAAACGUAAGAAAAAUAUCCCAAUCGGUUUCAGCGAGUGCAUUCGGCUUAGUGAAAUUACCGCAUCUGCCCAGGAUAGACUUUUUAUUCGUCUCAAGCGAUUCAAAUUAGACAAGACCGCCAAAAAUGACGGAACGGAGUCAGAAGAAGAUGAAGGAGACGAAGAAGAAGAAGAAACGGAACAAAAUGAAUCAAUGGAAAAUGCUGAAGUGAAACAAGAAGUCGACCAGAACGAAUCCGAGCAGGAUGAGCCGAUGGACAUGGAUGAAACGAUUGUGUCGCUAUCGGAGAAUGCGGCAGUUUUGUUGCCGAAAACUAGCAGUGAAAAUAACGCAUGGAUUCCAGAAGAUGACGUAAAACUCGAGACGGAAAUCAAACAGGAGAAAAAAUCGGCCAAAAAGAAGAAAAACAAGAAAAAGAAAAAAUCUAAAGAAGCCAUUUCUCGUAUGAAUGACAUCGAUAUUUCUAGCACUGAUGAAGAGGAAACAGUUAUGAUCACAUCGGAGGAUAUCAUUCGGUAGGCCAAAACAGAAAAAAAUGCAUUAAAACAACGUUUCAAUAAAAAUAUCAAUUCAA